UUGACGGAGGCACAUGCGAAAAGUGCUUUGGCUCUUUCAGCAUUCAGGUGAGUUUUGUGGUUGUGUUGAAGUAGGUGAGUGUCAGUGAUUCGUACGUGUGAGUCUGUUCCCCGUUGUAUUGUUCUAUUUUGUUUUGUGCUUUGAUCAUUUGUCUGGAGAAAAAAUAAGAUGAGAUUAUGCAGUUGGAGAUGCUGUCGAAGGUGAAAAACGGUACCAGUCAUUUUUCACGAUGUAGAGCUUAACCCUUCGGGCACAUCACCUAUAAUGACUGAAGAGAAAAAAGAAGCUGGCGUUGCCUUGAUAUCACUAAAAUGUGUUCUAUUCCUGUUCUUUGGAGGGCUUGGAUGCAUCCUGGCAUUCCUGCCCCUGCAUAUGAGAGACGUUGGACUGACAGGCGAUGAGAGUCGCAUCGUAUCGAUAGUGGCGCCAUGCGUGGCCAUCAUUGGGCCGCUGCUGUUCGGCCCCCUGGCAGACAGGUGGGGCGCAGGCUCGGCCGGCACCCAGCACUCGCAGCACAUGCGGGGCCUCCUCGCCUUCUGUCUCGUCCUGGGAGCAGUCGCCUACUCGGCGCUCCUCGCCGUACCCACCGUGUCGAGGCUGCAACAGCGCAACCCUGAGCUCAGCUUCAGGUGCAACCAACAAGGCGCCUUUGUCGUGCAGGAGAAAUGCCAGGAGACACCUUGCCAUGACUGGCCCAGGGACAAUUUUGGGUCGAUAUUUCUGAGUUAUUGUCGAUAUGAUUGUCCUCAAAAUGGAACCAAAUCUGAAUCAUUGUUCAUCACCACCCCGGAGACUGUACCUGACAAUGACGAUGAUGACGACAGCGAAGGAAGUGAAAGAGUUGUGACAACGACUCAGAAGCCCAAGGAGGAUUAUCCACACAUGUGCUUUACCAAAGAUGAGAGGACAAUCUGUCAUGUUUACACGGAAGCCACCAAACAGCUGACUGUGAAUGUAACGUUGACCACCACACCUGACACUUAUCUCUACGAUCCUGAAUGGUGCCGCUAUCCACUGGGUGGAAAAGUGAGCUGUCCAUUAUUGGAGAAGUUUGAAAACUGUGACGUAGUGUGUGACCUCGCAGAGCCCUUCUCAAGAUCGGAUAGUAUUCUCCUGCCCGCAAAAUGUCAGAAAACCAUUGGCAAUGAUCAACUCACGUUCUGGUCAUACUUAGCUAUACGAUCAAUUGCCGAUAUAUUUCCGACGACGACUCUGGCUCUACUCGAUUCCUGCCUGAUCACUGCCACAAGAGACUCGCCUGGGCUGCUGGGUCCCCAGUUAGCUGUAGCAGCCGCUGGCUUAGCAAUAUUCCCCGUCAUUUCUCUUUUCGUCUCAAAUUUGACAUCGUUAUUUUUCGAAGUCACAUUAUCAGCAUAUGCAUCACCGAUCCUCAUGUUUGCUCUCCUGUCUCUUGGUGCAGCUCUAAUUGUUAUAUUCGACAAAUCAAUGCCUCUAUCUCCCGUAGACUACUGGCUGCAUUCAGGAUCGAGCUACUUCAACUUCAAAGGUGGCGGAGGCGAAAUCACCGUUAUCCUAUUCAUCUUAGUGCUUCUGGGAACAUUCUGGAGUUGUCUUGACUCUUACCUACCUUGGUAUCUGGUUCUGGAAUUGGAGGGCAACGAUCUGCUCCUUGCUUUGACAUUCGUGGCGGGGGCCCUCCCUUCCCUUCCGUUUCUCUGGUUCGCUGAGACUAUAGUCUUCUAUUGUGGCCACACUAAUCUAUUCAUCACAGCUUUCACAUUCUACAUAAUUCGAUAUACAGGUCUUCUCUUCUUCAGUAAUCCGUGGUGGAUCUUACUUUGUGAGGGUCUGGAAGUUUUUACUCUGAGUAUCAUGUGGGCCUCUGCAAUAUUGUACAUAAGACAAGUAAUACCAAGGCAUUUGACUACUGUUGGACAAUCUCUGGCUGUUAUUGCACAUUUUUGUCUCGGCAGAAGUAUAGGCGCUGUGCUUGGCGGUAUUCUCAGCCAGAACGACUCUCUGAUACAGGUGUACAGAGUGUGCGCUGUGGUGGCAGCGUUUGUCGCCACUGCCUACUACAUCAUCUAUUACUGCUGCAUCAAACCAAAGUGCCUCAAGCCUCCGACGCGAGGAUAUAGAAAUCCUCAUAAUGCAAUGCAAGGUUCAAAUACGAAUGGAACAUAUACUCCACUGAAAGUCUACAAUAAACAAGGAGAUAAAGGUUCAAAUAAUCAAGCGAGUCGCUACUGAAAUGCAUUGCAGAGGAAAAUUCAAAUAUUUCAACAUUUCAGCUGAGCUUACACUUUUAACAUCCAUGCAAAAAUGUGUGUCUAGAGUGGAGUGUGUUUAGAACUUACAAUUUCACAAGCUUAUAAAUGUUAAUUUUUUAAUAAAGUGAUGUUUUUAAGAA
Nilaparvata lugens (brown planthopper) is the source of this 2371-nucleotide messenger RNA. RefSeq lists its product as uncharacterized. Lineage: Eukaryota; Metazoa; Arthropoda; Insecta; Hemiptera; Delphacidae. The record is from RefSeq and is a predicted model, not a curated record. Gene Ontology annotation, cellular component: membrane. The coding region runs from base 265 to 2211 and encodes 648 amino acids. The transcript has 12 exons.